UUUGUUUUAAUAUUCAGAACACUGUGUUGCCCGUCUACCUCAGUUUUAUUGUAAAGUUUAGUGUAGUAAGUCUAUUUGAAAAAUCUAAAGUAAAAAAAUUCAGUAUAUUAUUGGAACUCGGAUGACUAGUUCCUCCACAAGAGAAAGCCCAGACAGACCGUACAAGUUUAGACAUCAAGAUGGGACCCAAGAAAAAGUCCGUAGCUUUAGCUAUUGCAGAACCUAAGCCGGAAGACCAGCCACCUGAAAAGAAAGCCCCGCCGAAGAAAGAGCCCAUUCCCAUAUUCGUAUUCGAUGUCAUAGUCACCCAUUUGGAGGCCAACAACACCCAGUUCACGAAUCCGGCCAACCUCGAAGUCACUGCAAACUUCCUCAAAAAUCCCCUUCUCCUCACAAAGAGUCAGAUAAAUGUCAGCGAUUUUAAGCCCAAUGCGGGUCUCUCCCUUCAAAAGGACCCCAAAGAGGUUCGGAAGACUGUAAAUGAGUGUGGGAUAGCCUUCAGCGUGGUGUACAGCAAGAAGGUGAUUGGCUCUGGUCAGGCAUCGUUCCCCUCCAGCGUGGUGGACUCAAUCGAAAAGGACAUGACCGAUAUCCUUCACUCGGACGUCAUUGACUUGGCUGCCGGCGGCGUGGUGACCGGCAAACUGGAGUUCCUUUGCCGGCUGGUCGUCAUGUGCAUAGCAGAUGAGCCUGAAGCCGAGUGCUCGCGUAACGUGGACAGGAGCAUCAAUGCACAGGAUAUUAUGUUCGUGAUGGGCGAGUCGCAGGUGUGUCCUAGUGCCUGUGAGCCCUGUGAAAAUAAUUUGGAGGAGGAGGAAGGCGACGAGCGGCUCAGACUGGACCUGGAUCGAUAUCGGAGCCAGGGUGGUGGUAUAAAGCCAUACAAGAUGAUGACGGAGAACGGAUCUGGAAUACCAGCAUGUUGCGAACUUAAGAAAAUGGCUAUCGAGUACGAGCGGAUGAUCGAUUCCAUUACCAAACAGACGGGCAUGCCGCCUCCCAAGCCUCCGUGUCGUAAUCCCGACGAGGCGAACAACUUUGGCAUGAAUCCCUGUUGGUGUCAGCCUGAACUUCCUCAGUUUCUUGAGCUGCCCGAGAAACCGGACAAGCCGUGCUUUGUUUACCUGCCCGCCACCCAAGAUCACGAGCCGGACUUUUGCGAGAAGAACCUGAUGCCGGUUCCCAUUGCCGACUGCGAUGGCCAGAAGCCGGACAUCAAACCCAUCCGCUUCUGUCCGGUCUGUCUGACCAAUAUGUCGUGGCUGCCGAAGUUUGCGGCGUGCCCGAAGUGUGGGAUCAAGCCGAUGCCCGUGGUGGAGGAUAGGCACAAGGUGAAGAAGGUAUCGGCGGACCAGAUCCUGCUCGAGUACUUGGGCAAAGGACCGUCCACCGUGGAGGACUACUGCCUGGAUCCCUGUGAAAAGGCCGAGAAGGAGAGAACCGCCGAGGAUGAGUGUCCACCAUGUCGCUGCAGCUGCAAGUUCGGCAAAAUGUGCGCCCACUGUCGCAUCCGAAAGAUGUGCGCCGAUAUAUUCAAGAGCGAUCAGAUAGCACCCAAAUGCCCAAAAGUGGAGCCGAAGGAAUCGGAGGACUACUGUGUGGUAAACAAGAGCUCCGAGGACUGCAGACCCUAUCUGGCCAAAGUUUUCUCCGAGCUGCGCGAUCUCUACGAUAUUAAGGACACCAAAAAGUUGUCCGAACUGGACGAGAACUGUGAUCGAGCGGUGCCCAAAACGGAGACGACUGGCAAACCUGAACCAAAGAAGGAGAUCCAAGGGCCCAAGAAACCUCCUUACAUACCGCCCAACAACAAGGGUCAGAUCUCCAGCAGACACAAGCGAUGUGUCCUUCAAUCGGGAUUUGUGCCCCGACAACAUGGUUGGGCCUGGAGCAACAGCUGGGAGGCCAAGAAGCUGGGCUGGCGUCCGGGUGCCAUCCGCAAGCCCAUCAAGAAACUGAUGAAGUUCUUCCUGGAGCAACCUGCCCGAGAGAAUGCCUUCGCCAAAUGCAAGGACACGGAGACGUUGGAGCGGGAAACGGAGCUGGCCUCGCCGGUAUUAAAUAUCUGCAAGAAGAACGGCGAGAUCUUCAUCACCCUGCGUCCUCUCACUCCCUUGGGUAUGCGCCAGAAGCCCAUCACUUUCCGGAUUGUGAAGAGCGAACUGGCAGUAGCCCUGCGCGAGAUCAAGAGAAAGCUGAAGGAUAAGGGCUUCCGCAAGUGCACGUGUCACCAAACAUUGAUGAUGUGCCAUUGCAGGGAAGCCACCGAAAAGGUACAUCUGCAGAGGGCCUUGAACAGGGAGUGCCGACGCCAUUGCAUUCCGCCAGCUGGCGACCAUCUGGUGCUCACAGAUACCAGCGAAAGCGACAUGGAGUUCGACUUUGAUGUCACUCCGCCAGCAGGAACGGAGCAGCCAUGCCAGCCGCCUCUGCCAGACACCGUUAACCAUGGCACCCAAACAUCCAAGAAAGACCAGAUGCCGCUUCCUCCAAAGUAUCCCAUCAAAAUUCCUCCAUAUUACAGAGGUUUCGACUGUGCCGUGGGCGAUCGUUACAUGGGAACUGCAUUCGGAUGGCCGGGUGAAAUGGUCUUCGAGGAUGGCGUCUUUGGGAUGCUGGGUGGCGGUCCACAUGGCCCCAAUCCAAUGCCCUGCGGCAGACCUCGAGUGCCAGGAGCUUGGGGAGGUGGCGCGGGAAUGGAUGGCGGUAUUGGAGGUGCCGGAGGACUUGGUGGAGCUGCAGGCGGCGGCGCACGAGGAGGCUUUGGUGGCGGAAGGCUGGGCAGAACCGGUGGACCCGGAGGACCCGGAGGAGCUGGGGGCGGCCCCGGCGGACCUGGAGGUGGUGCCUGGAAGGGCUUUCCUAGCGCUGCCGUUGGAAAAGCCCAAGGCGAAGGCAAAGGAAAGGGGGAAAAAUCUGAGCCUAUACCAGUACGCUAUCCAAAGAGAUUCCUCAAGCCCGCCGAGGAAGCAGCUAAGGCGGCCAAGCAGGCGGAGAAGGACGCUGUGGACGCGAAGAAGAAGGGCAUUAAUAUGAUCAAGUAUCUGCAGAAGAAGGGCACUCUCGUCCGCCCCUGGAAUCCGCAGGAGGGCAAGGACAAGAGACCUAAACGACCCAAAGGUGGAUUUGUCGGCGCCGAUGGUCUAAAAGACCAUGAAAGGAAGCGCAAAAUGCUCCUGGCCGUUCCACCAAUACCAAUCACUGAGAUGCCCCGCCGAGGAAAAGGACCUUGUGAUCCCUAUCGCAUGGAAAUUAUCUACUGAAUGGUCUUCAUUGUCUGCAUUCACUCCAAUGUCGCGAAAAAUUCGAAUGUGAUAUGCCUCGCAUUUUUUUAAUAUAC
This is a messenger RNA of Drosophila erecta, 3340 nucleotides long. RefSeq lists its product as uncharacterized. NCBI's taxonomy places the organism in Eukaryota, Metazoa, Arthropoda, Insecta, Diptera, Drosophilidae. The record is from RefSeq and is a predicted model, not a curated record. Bases 180 to 3263 code for a protein of 1027 amino acids. The transcript is spliced from 3 exons.